AUGAUGCGACGCUUUUUGGGUGGCCUGGUCCAAAGUGCCAUCGAAAAUCAGGCUUUUCAAACCGCGACAGCGCCUGAUCGGAUAGAUAUUCGCUUCGACAAAAAGAACCCAUCAAAAAGUUUACAGAAUCUUCUUGAGAAUGCGGCUACGGAAGAUAUUUUGACCAUGUUCAAAGACACUCUGCUUCGUGCGACACCACAACCAUUCUUAGUUGUCUUUGAUGGAAUAGAAAAAUCUUAUCAAGGUGGCCGACUUCUCCAACUCGUCGGGAUACUCAUAAACAAACUACGGGAACAAAACUCAAAUAUCAAGGUACUGCUUGCAGGUCCGACACCAUGUGACAUCAAGGGCCUCUCACGAGAUAGCUUGUUUGUUGAAUAUGAUAAGGAGCGAAAAGAAUGCUUAUCUAGCCUCCGAUUCGAGAACACGCGUUAUGAAAAGAUUUCACCAGAACAUAGCGGCUCAUUCGAGUGGAUUUGGACACAUGAUGAGUAUAAGAGCUGGUCCAUUUCUGAAACUUCCCGACUUCUCUAUAUACAAGGCAAACCUGGUAGUGGCAAAAGCACUCUCAUGAAAUAUUUUGACUCCAAUCUCCAAACCUGGGAGCCAGCUGCAAAACAAGCAAUCGUGGCAAAGUUCUUUUACAGUCAUAGAGAGGGCGAGCUUCAACGAAGCCAUUAUAACAUGCUUCUCUCGCUUCUAUAUGAUAUUUUGCAUCAGGACGAGGCUUUCUUUUACCAUAAUUGUCAAACCGAGUUUCGCGCUCAUCAUCACGCUCAGUUUCACUCCGGCGAGAAAUGGGAUUAUGCAUCCUUAAAGAGAGUUCUGAGAUCAUUGCAAAACUACUCGACACCAAAGGCAAUCUACUUCAUCAUUGAUGCAGUUGAUGAGUCUGAGGAGGCAGACAGACGUGAUAUUCUGAAUCUGCUUUGCGAACUGUGUUCUAAGAUGAAAUAUUCUGUCAUCAAAAUUUUCAUUGCAAGUCGACCGGUGGCACAGUUAGAAGCCCGUCGAGACCCAUUUCUGAACUUCAUUAGGCUACAAGAUGAAACUGCAUCCGAUAUUUCCAACUACACCCACUCUUUACUUGAUGGUCAUGACCUUACUCCAGCGAUUGCAUAUAUGAUUGACAAUGCUCAAGGAGUUUUUCUUUGGGUCAAACUUGUUGGCGAGGAACUGCUAAGGUUCCACGAAGAUGGAUACUCUGAGCAAGAUAUACUUGACAUGCUUAAACAGCUUCCGACGGAGCUUGAGGAACUUUACGGACUCAUGUUGGAUAAAAUGAGAGGAAAUAAGUCAUGUCUAUCCUAUGGAUUGAGAAUGUUUCGAUUCAUUCUUUUUGCACAGCAACCUCUUACAGUGGAUGAACUACUCCAUUUUCUGGCCAUUCCAGACAACCUUGAGCCCGGUUGGAGAUUCAGUCUUUCUGAUGAGUCUUUUCAGAAACGCAUUCCAUCAUCUGAGAGAAUCAUCAUCUCUUGCGGUGGUAACUUUAUAGAAAUUAAACAACAGCAGGAUGGACGUAGGAUCGUCCAAGUUAUACAUCAAACUGCCUACGAGUUUCUCCUCAAUCCUUCCGGAAUUGUCGCGCAAUCAGAGUUUCGGAUUGAUAAAGAAUAUGCGCAUAUUUGCAUCGCCAUAACUUGCAUCCGAUAUCUAAUGGUUUGCGCAACCAGCACCUCUCUAUUAGCGAGACUGCCGAAUUCUAAACAUUGGAAUUCGGACCACUACGAGCACUAUGUCAAGUACCUCGAUAAAAGACCGCUAGCAUCAUAUACUGCCUGCUUCCUCAAACACCAUAUCGAUGGUUGUUCAGACCGUUGA
This is a messenger RNA of Trichoderma virens Gv29-8, 1824 nucleotides long. RefSeq lists its product as uncharacterized. The coding region runs from base 1 to 1824 and encodes 607 amino acids. The record is from RefSeq and is a predicted model, not a curated record. The transcript has 4 exons. NCBI's taxonomy places the organism in Eukaryota, Fungi, Ascomycota, Sordariomycetes, Hypocreales, Hypocreaceae.